Messenger RNA from Culex pipiens pallens (northern house mosquito), 2396 nucleotides. Its product is annotated as complement factor I-like. Gene Ontology annotation, molecular function: serine-type endopeptidase activity. The record is from RefSeq and is a predicted model, not a curated record. The transcript is spliced from 5 exons. Bases 51 to 2291 code for a protein of 746 amino acids. Gene Ontology annotation, biological process: proteolysis. Lineage: Eukaryota; Metazoa; Arthropoda; Insecta; Diptera; Culicidae.
UUCAUGCUCAUUCGCGAGGCGCACGUUAAACCGAGUACAGUCGCGCCACGAUGGACCUCUCCACGGUACGCCGGCUAGUCUGGACAGUGUUGACGAUCCUGAACCUGCAUCAAGCGGUUGGCUUGAACUACACAUUGUAUCCACGGGAGUACGCGGAUAUUUCCUGCUCCCUAUCAGCAAAUGAGGAAGGAGUCUGCGUGUAUGCCUAUCUUUGCCACGAAGGAGUCCUCAAUACGGACGGUACUGGAUUGGUAGAUUUGCGCUUUGGAGACGUCUGUGAGGAUUACUUCCUGCGAUGCUGUUCCAAGGCUACGCCUUGUGCAGAUAAUCAGGGAAAGUGUGUCCCGAACGACAAAUGUGGAGUCAACAAGAAUCUGCCAAAGUACAAAAUAUUUAAAGAAUCACAAGAUUGCGCCUGGAGCGGAUACACGUGCUGUCCCACAACUACCGAACCUGCAAAGCCAGUGAAGCCAACGAAACCUGGUAAGCUGGUUACAACGAAGAAACCCUUUCAAGCAGGUGUAGAAGAACCGGAAAAGUGCGACGGUGGAAAAGGGAUAUGUGUUCGUGAGGGACGAUGCCAAAAUAUCCACGGAGUUGGCGUGAUUCAGGAAAGGUCGUCGGAGUGCAGCUUGGAGAACCACAUGUGUUGCCCGUUGGAGGCUGAGAAACCCGCAGAACCUGGAACGUGUGAUUCGGGCAGGGGAGUUUGUCUUACGAGAGACGAAUGUGGUGCUGAUCCCGAUGGCGUGGGCUUGAUAGAGGAGAGGUCAUCAUCUCAGUGCGAUUCAGAGGACCAGGUAUGCUGUCCGUUGGAGCACGCCAGUGGUUCCGACUGUGCUAAGGUUGGAGGACGAUGUGUACCCGCUGGGCAGUGCUCGUCGCAACUUGAGUUUGAUGUAAGAACAGCAGAAACUUCGUGCCCGAAGAAGGGUCAGGUGUGCUGUACUGGUCCUGUGGUAACGCCUACCACGGAGUCCGUAGUUUCAUCGGCGGAAGGAAAGCCUUGCUUCAAUGGUGGAACAUGCACUACCCAAUCAAAGUGUGGAGGUACGAGGAUUCAUGACAGAAGAAAUGAAUGCAAAGGCUUAGUAUGCUGCACUCAACCUGUGGUAACGACUACAACUAGGAAGCCAACUACUACUAGAAAAUCUGUUAGAGUCACCACUCCAAGUCCUGUGGGACAGUCUUGCUCCAAUGGCCAAGGCGAGUGUUCGGAGAACUGCAAUGGGAUACCUUUGAAUGAUGUUUUAAACACCUGUGGAAACCUGGAUUGUUGUGGACCAUCUGAUGCUGAGGAAACUUGUGAAAAUUUCCAAGGUAAAUGUAUGCAAGCGUCCAGUUGUGCCCGAGUUCAAGAGGGCAACUUUGGAGAAUGCGAAAGUGAGCAGCUUGUGUGCUGCGCCCAGGAACGUCAGCAGGAACCUACUGAGUACAACUCUCGUGGCUGUGGAUAUCGCAACGAUCAGGGUGUUAUGUUCAAAAUUACCAACGACGCCGACGGAGAGUCACAGUACGGUGAAUUCCCCUGGGUUGUUGCGAUUUUCUCCGAGCUGCACGAAACCGAGUCCAAGUUCAUCUGUGGCGGAUCGCUGAUCGACCCAGAGGUCAUCCUCACCACAGCGGACUGCGUCAAAUCGUUCCGAAGCAGACCGGAAAAGCUGACCAUCCGAGCCGGCGAGUGGGACAUGCGCUCAACGUACGAACCCAUUGCGCACCAAGAGCGAGGAGUCCGGCUGGUGAAAACCCACCCAACCUUCAAGCAAUCCUCGCUGGUGAACAACGUGGCCCUGCUCUUCCUAGACGACAAGUUCGAUCUGACCCACACGAUCGAUACGGUUUGCCUUCCUCCGCAAGACUUCGUAGUCUACAACGGGGACGUAACCGCAACCGGAUGGGGCUCCACCCCCACAAAUCUCACCAAAUCCCAGCAGAUCUUGAAAAGCCUCGAACUUCCCUUCAACCAGCGCUCGGACUGCGAACGAAUUCUGCGCCGAGUAAUGCGCAAACCAUCAUUCAAGUUGGACGAGAGUUUCCUCUGCGCGGGAGGAUAUCCGGACGAGGACAUGUGCCGGGGGGAUGCCGGAUCGCCGGUGGUGUUCCCCGUUCCGGACGACUUCCAGAACCGGAUGUACGCCGUCGGGAUGGUUUCCUGGGGCGUCGGCUGUGGCAAACCGGGCGUACCGGCGGCCUAUACGGCCGUUGGUAAGUUUAGAGAUUGGAUCGAUGGCGAGAUGCGCAAGGAGGGGCUGGCGAUGUAUUACUACGACUACAUGAAGAAUGAUGACUAAGGAUGAGUGUCAUUGAAUUGUUUGAUAAUUUGGAGAAAUAAUAAAAUAAUGUACUGAUCAUGUUAGACGCCAUUACAAAAUAAAAUAAAUUGAAAUGUAAAAACA